Messenger RNA from Penaeus indicus, 2139 nucleotides. RefSeq names its product regulator of nonsense transcripts 3B-like. The record is from RefSeq and is a predicted model, not a curated record. The transcript is spliced from 7 exons. Bases 69 to 2081 code for a protein of 670 amino acids. Gene Ontology annotation, molecular function: mRNA binding. Gene Ontology annotation, cellular component: cytoplasm; nucleolus. Lineage: Eukaryota; Metazoa; Arthropoda; Malacostraca; Decapoda; Penaeidae. Gene Ontology annotation, biological process: nuclear-transcribed mRNA catabolic process, nonsense-mediated decay; positive regulation of translation.
UGUAAACAAGGAGGGGAGUUGCAACGAAGAAAAGUCACGUCACAUUUACCCCAAUUUACAGUGAAAUCAUGACGGUGAAGACGAGUGACGGGACGAGAAAGGAAGGCUAUAAAGGCCAUGGAGAAGGGUCAACCAAGAGAACCUCAGAAAAGACAAAUGCCAGAGGGAAAAGAGAGAAGAAUACCCCCCAGACCAAGGUGGUGGCACGUCGUCUGCCCCCAACCAUGACAGAGGAAGAAUUUUUGGAGGCUGUGUCACCACUUGCAGAGUACGAUUAUUUCAGCUUCGUCCCUGCUGACAAGAGUCUUGGGGCUCAUGCUUUCUCUCGAGCUUACAUUAAUUUUAAAAACACGGACGAUGUUUUCACCUUUCGAGACAGGUUCGACAGCUAUGUGUUUGUCGAUAAGAAAGGUAAUGAAUACCCAGCCAUGGUGGAAUAUGCCCCAUUCCAGAAGAUACCAAAAAGAACAGGAAACAAAAAGAAGGAUAUACGAGCGGGGACCAUAGACCAGGACCCAGACUUUAUGGCAUUCCUGGAAUCACUUGAAAAGCCAGAGACAGUCCAGCUUCCAACACUAGAGGUGGUUUUGGAAGAGAUACAAGCCCAUGAACGGGAGUUGAAAGCCAACAACGGAAUCAUAAAGGUGAAGACUCCCCUACUUGAGUUCAUUGAACAGAAAAAAGCGGAGAAGUUACGAACAAAAGAGGAAAGGCGAGAGGAAAGGAGGAGGAAGGAAUUUGAGAGGAAGAAAGCUCGGGAGGAAGAGAAGAAGAAGCGGAAGGACUUCAGGGACCACAGAGAGGUUAAGAAAGAGGAAGUGAGAGAGGUGAAAGAGGACGGCUCCGUGAAAGUAAGAGAAGUUUUGCGACCAGAGAGAGGGAAGGAACCCUAUGCUGCCGAAGGGAGACAAGAGAAGACGAGACAGGAGAGAGACAGAGAGCGUUUUGAGAGGGAAAAGGAGAAGCAGAGGAGAAGAGACGAGGAAAGGCAGAAGCAAAGGGAGAGAGAAAAAGAGAGGAGGGAGAAGGAGAAGCAGAUGAGAAAAGAGAGGGAGAGAGAGGAAAGACUGAGAAGACUUGAAGAGAAAGCAAAGCUAAAAGAGGAAGACAGAGGGAGAUACAGGGAUGAUGCAAGAGAAGAAACAGCAGAAGACAAGAAGAACUGGAAAAGGAGAGAGGAACUGAGGGAGGAAGCAGUGACGGAGGAAAAGACACAAACGGGCAAGCUAGAGGGUGCAAAAUCCAAGCGUUACAGUGAGGGUCGGCGAAAGGAAGAAAGAGAGAGGGAGAAGAGAAUGAAGGAAGAGAAGAAGAGGACAGAGAAAGAGGCAAAGCUGGGAGAAGUUGAGGAAGAGGGGAAUGAGAGACAGGAAGAGAGAGGAGGAGGAGGAGCAGGUGCUAAAGUGAGAGAAAAGGAAAUUGUGACAAUUAAGCCUAAGGAGGCCAGUUCCCCAAACCAAGGAGAGACAAAAGAGGAAGAGAAAUCACCCACUAAACACAGUCAAAAGGAAGGAGAAGUGGAGAAGGAGGGAGGACAGAAAGAAGAAGUUAAAUCAGAGGAGAAAACCAGGAAAAGGAGGGAAAAGGACCCAAGGGCAGAGAGGAGAAUACGCAACAAGGACCGACCGACCAUGGCCCUUUACCGCCCCGGCCAGACAAGGCUGAGCGCAAACAGGGCCAAGCAGGACCGCACGGAGGCCGAUGACACUUCCUCCUCCAGCCCCAGUCCUGUCAUGCCCUCGGGGGGAGGAGAGACGAGCAAGAAGCCCACAGAGUCCAAGAAGGACGAAGCCCCUGGUAACCUGUGCCCUCCCCCCAAGAGCCCGGAUGGCAGCCAGAGUGAGUCCACGACGAAGGAAGAAGCGCUGAGGGGGGAGGUGGAGGUCGCUGGGUGGAUGGGGAGUGCCAGGAACGAAGACCCGCCUUCGGAAAUCAAAAGGGAGACAACAGAUGACAUCAAAGUCAGGGAUGGGGCUGAGGAUAUGGAGGUGCAGGAUGGAGGGGGAGACGCAACCAAGGAGGGCAAGAAGUACCCAGGGGUGAAGAGCAUGACCUUCCGGAGGAGUGUUAGCCGAGAGUGAAAGGCUGUUGUGAUGAUCUCUCUCUUUCUCUCUCCCUUUCUUUCUCUCUCCCUUUCUU